Perca flavescens (yellow perch) is the source of this 4828-nucleotide messenger RNA. RefSeq names its product FYVE, RhoGEF and PH domain-containing protein 6-like. NCBI's taxonomy places the organism in Eukaryota, Metazoa, Chordata, Actinopteri, Perciformes, Percidae. The transcript has 21 exons. Gene Ontology annotation, molecular function: metal ion binding; guanyl-nucleotide exchange factor activity. The coding region runs from base 235 to 3975 and encodes 1246 amino acids. The record is from RefSeq and is a predicted model, not a curated record. Gene Ontology annotation, cellular component: cytoplasm.
UGUGUGGUGUAGUCGCUGCCAGCAGUCGGUGCGGCUCCCUGUCCGGUGAGAAUGAGCUGUCUGCAGCAGGAGGAUCACAUGUGUUGCUCGAACAAAAGCGGGGAAACUAGAUUUUGGACGGAUAACUUGGUGUCUACAGCUUGAGAUGUUUCCGGACUCAAAAUAUUGUUUAUUUCCGCUACACUGAUUAAAAAGAAUUGAGAAAACAGAAGCGAAGCGAGGAUUAACUCAGCCAUGCAAAAGCCACCUGUGGCCCCAAAACCAAAGCUGACCCAGCUCCAGAGGCCAGGGCAGUCUCCCUCAACCCCCAGAAGAGACAGCCUCUCGCUCCCAUCUCCUGGCAAACCGACGAGGGUUAAGCCAGUACUGGCCCCCAAACCCUGCCUCCCCAAACUCGCCACUACUGUGAAAUCCAAGCCACACACUUCAAAGAGCCAGCUCCAAACAUCUGUAACAGAAACCCCGCAGAUUGAAGGUCCACUUAACUCUCAAAAUGGAAUACAGCAAGAGAACAAAAAGCCAGACUGGGAUUAUAUUAUUCCUAUUUGUCUGUGUAGCCAGGAAAACUGCAUGUGCAUCAGGAACACAUCCGCAAACAGAAAGCUUCUCCCUACAUCUCGAGGUAGUGUGGAUAACAGUGGCGAGAAAACAGACAAUGCUAAGUGCAAAGUGAUGAACACUUCCACUAAUACCAACCUCACAAACCAUAAACCUCUUCAAGAAACAUUCACUUUAGACAGAAUUCUCAACACAGACAUCAAUACCUCCAGUCCUGAGGUGACUGUUAGGCCGUCCCUUCCUCAAAGAACAUGGAGCGAUGAGGCAAACGGUAACGUAAUACCUCAGAGUGCACCUGGGCGAGGACCAGAGGAAGAUGCUCUUGGCUCAAAGCAAAUACGUUGUGUUCCCCAGCCCAAACCAGUCCCAGCAGCCUGGAGGAAGCCUGUCCCUGUACCACGGAAACCCAGGGCGGUGGUGCUGGCCCGUCAGGAAAAGGUGGAGGAGGCGAGUGAAGAGAUUGUAGGCCAGGAUGAGAGGGAAAUGAUAGUCAAAGAGGUGAAGGUGUCAUCAGAGGGGAAAGGAAGCUCAUCACUGUCUGUCAGUGUACCUGUUGGAAACAAGAUGCCAAUAUUUCUGUCCGCGAGAAAAGCCUGCGCUCCGCCCGCCCCUCCGCCCGUGAAAAAGCCUUUCCUGUCUGCACCUGCUCCUCAGACGCUCCCAAAGGAUGUGGAGGAGGAAGACCUGGGUUGGGACAGCAGCAUCCAGGAGAUGGAGGUAUCUGUUGACAAGGAGGAUGAAGAGGUGGAGAAGGAAGGAACUCAUGAUCAGGAGGCAGUCUACAGUGACUUCACACAUAGUCCUCCUCCUAGCAGUUUACUCAAUCAACCGGCGCUACGCGAACCUCCUGCCCCCACUGAGGCAGCAGAGGACAGGGAGGACAGGGUGGUCAAGGUAGUUCCGAAGAAGCCCCAGAGACACAGCAGCCCGAUGGCAUGGGUGCAGAGGAAGGAAUCCUCUGAGGAGAAAGAAGAGUGUAAUUUAGGAGAUGAUGAGAAAAGGCAGGCAGAUUGUGUUUUGAAGGAGAGAGUGAUGAGAAAGCUGUCUUUGCCUCCAAAAGAGAAAACGAGCAAACAACUCUCAACGCCUGGAAUCACCAAGCCUUCUCGGUCCAGCAAACAGAGAGCCAAGUCGUUCUCUGCUGCUGACCUCCAUCGCUCCGAGGGACAGAAGAAGAACUCUUUCCGGAAACUUCUGGACUUGAAGCUCUCUGUGAAGAUGCUUCCCAAGCUGAUGCUAAAAGGAGGCCAGAGUUCGGAGUUCACUGUCAACGAUAAGGAACAAAGUGUGGACAGGGACCAAGAUGGAUGUCAGGGUUUCCACAAGCCUCUUCAGGCUCAACGCAAAUUCUCCUGCCCGCUGAUUGGAGUAGAGCAAAGCGUGGACGGAGACGAGUUUUCUCCGGAAACAGACCAAGGUGUUUACUAUGAGAACAUACCUUACUAUGAAGAGAUACCAGACUACAUGAACGUGCAUGUAGGAAGUGCAGUGACAUCCUGUUGUGCCUCCAUCUCCCAGCCUACAGCCUGGCAGUAUAACGAUGAGGACAUUUAUGAGGAGCAGGAGCCAUAUAUGUCCUUUGAGAAGAACACUGGACAGUGUCAGACACCAACAGAUUGUGAGAGAAGCUCUGUUGAUGAAGAGAUGACGCCCCUGGAUGAUGAAAUCUUUGCCAACACAUCAGAGGACGAGGACGAUAGCAGCUCCAUCUCAAGUAAAGGAGACCCUGAGCAGCCAGAGGAGAGUACGACACAGAGUGGACAGAAGAAGAGCAAGAUUCACCACAUCACCACAGAAAUCAUGAGCUCGGAGAGUGUAUUUGUUGAUGUCCUGAAGCUGCUUCAUGUCGACUUCCGUAAUGCCGUGUCCACAGCAUCUCGUCAGAGUGGGAAGCCUGUGAUUGAGGAGCGUCUUCUCAACCAGAUUCUGUACUACCUCCCACAGCUCUACGAACUCAACCAAGACCUGCUCAGAGAGCUGAAACAGAGAGUGGCCAAUUGGGAUGAGAAUUCCCAGCUGGCAGACAUUUUCGUGAAGAAAGGGCCCUAUCUAAAGAUGUACUCCACAUACAUCCGCGAGUUUGACAAGAAUGUGGCUCUACUGGAAGAGCAGAGUAAGAAGAACCCAGCAUUCUGCGCAGUGGUACGGGAAUUUGAGGCCAGUCCAUGUUGUGCCAACUUGGCUCUGAAGCAUUACCUACUGAAGCCUGUUCAGAGGAUUCCUCAGUAUCGGAUGUUGCUCACAGACUAUCUUAAAAACCUGUCUGAAGACUCAGAUGAUUACAAAGACACACAAGCUGCCCUUGCAAUAGUGAAAGAGGUGGCCAACCAUGCCAACGACAUCAUGAAACAAGGGGAUAUCUUUCAGAAGCUGAUCCAGGUGCAGUGCAGUCUGAAUGGCCACCACGAAAUAGUUCAGCCUGGGCGGAUCUUCCUGAAAGAGGGAACCCUGAAGAAGCUGUCCAGGAAGGUCAUGCAGCCCAGAAUGUUCUUCCUGUUUAACGACACAUUGCUGUACACCACUCCUGUCCAGUCAGGCCAGUACAAGUUCAACAACAUGUUGUCUCUUGCUGGGAUGAAGGUUAGCAAACCAAGCCAAGAGGCCUAUCAGAAUGAGCUGAACAUUGAGAGCGUAGAGCGUUCCUUCAUUCUCUCCGCGAGUUCAGCCACAGAGCGAGAUGAAUGGCUUGAGGCCAUUUCGACAGCGAUCAGUGACUACACCAGGAAGAAGAUCAGUUUUAUGUCUGGCAAGCCUCCAGAAGAGGUAGAGCUGAAAGAUUGUAGUGAUGGUGCUCCUUUGGGAUCCAAAGCCCCUAUAUGGAUCCCUGACCCACGGACCACCAUGUGUAUGAUCUGUACCUGUGAGUUCACCCUUACAUGGAGGAGACAUCACUGCCGUGCAUGUGGGAAGGUGGUGUGUCAGUCUUGUUCCUCCAAUAAAUACUGUCUUGAAUACCUAAAGAACCAGUUAGCACGAGUGUGUGACCAGUGUUUCCCUGUUCUUCAGCAGCAGAAAAGUGAACGAGCCCUAUCAGCAGCUGUAUCCCCUGGAACCAGAGCUACCUUUGCUUUCCCCAGGAAGCAUAAGAAGAUACCUGCGGCCCUCAAAGAGGUGACAGCAAGCACAGACAACUCAUCCAUGAGUGGGUAUCUGCAGAGGUCAAAGGGCAACAAGAAGCAGGGGAAGAGGCUGUGGUUUGUCAUCAAAGACAAGGUCCUGUACACGUAUGCUGCAAGUGAGGAUGUUGCAGCCUUAGAGAGUCAGCCCCUGUUAGGGUUCAUGUUAAAAGUUGAUUCAUCACUGAAGUUACAGUUUAAGCUUUACCACAAAAACACACUUUACUACAUUUUUAAAGCUGACGACCUCCAAACAGCACAGAGAUGGAUCAACUCAUUCAAAGAAGCCACAGUACUUUAAUAUCGGCUGACAGUGUGUGUAGCUGUUCAACAUAUUGUUUUACCUCAGUGCUCUCUGAAUUCUGCUGAAAGCAUCUGGAGACACCAUAAUAGUUGCACUGAAAUAAAAUCCAAAUGCAUUAUUUUAUCAAACCUACUGUAGUUAGCGUUUACAUUGUUUUAAGAGUAGAAAUUAGCCAUGUUAGUUUUGUAUGUUAACAUGAAUCUUUUCCACCAGGAUUUAUGCAGUUUGGCGGCAAUUUUCUUUUUUUUAACACUUUGAUUUUGUUACAUUUGAAAUGCAUUUUUUAGUAACCUGCUUGGAUCUCCAUAACAGAUUUGUAAUGCAUACUGUCAUAACAUUUUCAUCCACAUUUACAAAGUAUUUUUAGAGGUCAAAAUAAAUCAUAUAGAUGUUUCUUGUUGUCAGGGAAUAACUACUUUAUUUAACAUCCAUACAGCUGGCUGUAUACAACACAAUGUGCACUUUUCACACUUGUAUAAGAAACUUUCACUUUAAAUUAAAAAGCCUUUCUGUAACUCUGAAUCUAACCUAGACUCACUAAUGGUGUAUCAGGGGAAUCUUCACUGUUUGGACAAAACUGUACCAUAAUGUACAUUGCACUUAAGUAACUCAAAUGGCUGUACAUAGAUCAUAUCCCUACACAAAUAUUCUGUAUAUAUAGAGGAUUGUAAAUUAAAUGCAAUCAAAUGUACAUAAAUCUCACUUUUACUGUUUAAAUUCUGUCACUGUAAUACAUUGUUUUACUUUCAACUGUAGAGGGAACUGUUGGGGUGCACAUUAAAAUUGUGGAAAAGCAAUACUUAUUGUACUGUAACUGAAUAGCUUUUGAUUAAAUCAUAUUUUCAUUGGA